Austrofundulus limnaeus is the source of this 744-nucleotide messenger RNA. RefSeq lists its product as uncharacterized. Gene Ontology annotation, molecular function: zinc ion binding; nucleic acid binding. NCBI's taxonomy places the organism in Eukaryota, Metazoa, Chordata, Actinopteri, Cyprinodontiformes, Rivulidae. The record is from RefSeq and is a predicted model, not a curated record.
ACAAGCUGGCCCGAGUACAAGKRGAGCUCCGAUGAACACURGGRCAACUGAUCGCAUAAUCUACCUGCCGAGGGAGCGAAAGUGUCCAAUCUUUCGAGGAACUCAUGGUGUCGGUGUGGAGGAGUGGAUAGAAGAGGUUCGCACCAGCAUGCGAGUCCGCCAUGUUGGACCCACAGAGCAGGCUGCUUUCAUUUUUGACCAUCUUGAAGGUGAAGCUCGAGAUGAGAUUAAAUAUAGAUCCUCAGCUGAACGUGAGAAUCCAGAAACUGUUUUCACCAUUUUAAAAGAACUGUAUGGUUGCCAACAGUCAUAUGUCUUAUUACAGGAGGACUUCUUUUCACGGAGACAAUUASAUGGUGAAUCUUUGCAGGAAUUCUCUCAUUCCUUGUUUUGCUUGAUGGACAAAGUUAAAUCUAAUUCUCCUCAUGCUAUGGCAAAUGCUGACWUGUUACUUCGUGAUCAAUUUAUUCAAAAUGUUAGUAAUUCUGACCUGCGUAKAGAGCUAAAGCGUUAUGCUCGUGAUAAUCCGAGUUGUACAUUACUGGAGGUUAGAGCUGAGGCAAUUAUGUGGGAGCGUGAGGGYGGGGUGGAAAAUAAAAGUAGUGUUGUCCCCUCUUUUUGUGCUGUACAGAGUGCCAGUGUGUCCCCCCCCCAACUUGAUUCUCCAGCUAGUUCUGUUGCCUCGCAACUUGCUACUCUGACUGUAAUUUUACAAAAGCAGCAGGAACAGUUGGAUCAGGUUAC